Molecule: messenger RNA, 1367 nt
Organism: Rhipicephalus microplus (southern cattle tick)
Lineage: Eukaryota; Metazoa; Arthropoda; Arachnida; Ixodida; Ixodidae
Gene: Fib
Product: rRNA 2'-O-methyltransferase fibrillarin
Biological process (GO): box C/D sno(s)RNA 3'-end processing; rRNA methylation
Cellular component (GO): small-subunit processome; box C/D methylation guide snoRNP complex; Cajal body
Molecular function (GO): histone H2AQ104 methyltransferase activity; RNA binding; rRNA methyltransferase activity
Source: RefSeq, a predicted model, not a curated record
GUUUAAUUGUUGGCAUUCACCGGUUCUCUCUGCAACGCGGGCUGCCGCAAGAAGCAAGCGUGGUUUUUGCUAACACGUGGUGGAAGAGAUGGGACGACCAGGCUUCACUCCUCGAGGUGAUCGUGGCGGCAGAGGUGGCCGCGGUGGCUUUGGUGAUCGUGGCGGAGGCGGCGGAGGUUUUGGCGGCCGUGGAGGUUUUGGGGGUCGUGGCGGCCGAGGUGGUUUCGGCGACCGUGGUGGUGAUCGUGGCGGCCGAGGUGGUUUUGGCGACCGUGGUGGUGAUCGUGGCGGCCGAGGUAGUUUCGGCGACCGUGGUGGAUUUGGUGGUGGCCGCGGAGGACGGAGCAGUUUCGGCGGCGGCGACGGAGAUGGUGGUGGACGUGGUGGCUUUAGAGGCCGUGGAGGCUUUGGAGGUCGCGGUGGUUUCGGAGGUCGUGGUGGCUUUGGGGGCCGUGGUGGAAGAGGGGGCGACAGGGGUGGCAGAGGAGGUGGACGAGGCCGUGGUGGCGGAGGACGUGGUGGCUUCAGGGGAGGCAAGAAAGUUUUUAUUGAGCCUCACAGGCAUGAAGGUGUCUUUAUUGCACGUGGAAAAGAAGACGCCCUUGUCACCAAGAACCUCGUGGUCGGAGAGUCUGUCUAUGGAGAGAAGCGAAUUUCAGUUGAGGAGAAUGAGGUGAAGAUGGAGUACAGGGUAUGGAACCCCUUCCGGUCCAAGUUGGCUGCAGCCAUCCUUGGUGGUGUGGACCAGAUACACAUGCCACCAGGCUCUAAGGUGCUCUACCUGGGAGCGGCCUCUGGCACCACUGUCUCCCACGUGGCAGACAUCGUCGGGCCGGAGGGCCUGGUCUACGCUGUCGAAUUCUCUCACAGGUCGGGUCGUGACCUCAUCGGCGUGGCACAGAAGAGGACAAAUGUGAUCCCCAUCAUUGAGGACGCCCGCCAUCCACACAAGUAUCGGAUGCUCGUUGGCAUGGUAGACACCAUCUUUGCAGACGUUGCUCAGCCUGACCAGGCGAGGAUAGUUGCUAUAAAUGCUCACCACUUUCUCAAAAAUGGUGGGCACUUCGUCAUAUCCAUAAAGGCCAAUUGCAUCGAUUCCACGGCUGAGCCAGAGGCUGUGUUUGCUGGUGAAGUCGAGAAACUGAAGCAGGAGCGGCUAAAGCCGCAGGAGCAAAUCACAUUGGAGCCCUAUGAGAGGGAUCAUGCUGUGGUCGUUGGCAUGUACAGGCCGCCGAAGAAAUCUGAAGGAUGAUUCCCGGGACCCGGUGCAUUGCUGUUUUUAUUUUCUUUGUUUUUAUCGUAUCGCACCAGAAUUGCAAGGCGUGCUACGUGUCUGCAAACUGUAAUAAACCCAUAUUUUCACCAAA